AUGAUCAGUGGAGCUCCGCCGCUCCGCUGGCUGGUGACCAAUGCAUUUGGCCUCACCAACAAGCUGGGAGAGCUGCAGCAUGCACUGCUCAACGAUAACGUCGACAUAGCGGUUAUCACAGAAACGAAGUUCUCGGCCCAGACCGUAGCCUCUGAGACAAUAUUUCCAGGAUACUCGCCUCCCAUCCGACGUGACCGGGAUGCAUUUGGUGGCGGCAUUGCCGUAUGGGUGAAGUCCGGCCUCCCAGUAGUGCACCUCGACCAGAUUCCCACUGAUGACCACGAAGUCCUCUGGCUCGCCGUGAGUCUUUCCACGCAACAAUCUGUUGUUAUCGGUGCCUUGUAUCGGCCUGGAUCCUGUGCGGACAACGACACCUGUCUGAUUGAGUAUCUUGGACCUGCACUAGACGUGGCCCGCACUCACGGCACUCACAUAGUGCUAGCUGGGGAUUUUAAUGUCCAUCACGAGACUUGGCUCUGCAGCAGCAAAACAACUGUAGCUGGAGAGGCCUUAGAAGAAUUGUGUGCUGAGCAUCAACUCCACCAGCAUGUCUUGCAGCCGACUAGGGGUCUGAACACCCUGGACCUCAUCCUCUCCAACAUGCCCGUUCCUAUCGACACCACUGUCAAAGCGCCACUUGGUCGCUCUGACCAUGGGGUUGUUCUUGCCGACUUUUACCUCACCCCUGAUGCUGAGCAAGCUACCUCCAGGACUGUCUGGCGCUACAAUCAGGCAGACUGGGGGCGCCUGCGGGCCUUCUAUCGCACUACUGACUGGUCCACCAUUGUGACUGACGACCCUGAAGAGUCCUGCAGGAAGCUAAGUGACGUCAUCUCCAGUGGCAUGCAGAAAUUUAUCCCCGCCAAGCAGCUUGUUACCCGCCCAGCAGACCCCAAAUGGUGGACUCCUGAGUGCACCACAGCAUUGAACACUAAAGACAAGGCAUGGAAGGCCUGGAGACACAAUAUUUUCAGCGAAGCCCACAAGGCUUGCUUCAUGCGCUCAGUAGAAGAUGCUAUCCUCGCGAAUGUGCGAGCUCGCACAUCCUGGGAACUGAGAGUUCGUCGGAAACUGUCACGCGGAGGCCUGAAAGACAAGCAAUGGUGGUCGGUGCUCAAAUCUGCUGCUGGCGCCAGUCAUGGCUCGUCUAUACCAUGCUUGGUAGAUGACGCUGGUCACCAACUCCGUAUGAAUGCUGCCAAAGCGAACUGCCUUGGUCGCUACUUCGCCAAUAAAUGUAGCCUUGGAGAUGAUGACUUGGGCCCGGGGGAUCUCCCUCAUGUUCGCCAACCCGGGGUCACCCCACUUAGCCGAAUCCACUUCCGCCUGCAAACAGUGAAACGCCUCCUGAACCAGCUCGACGUUGAUCACAGACUCUUGAUUUUAGCCCACAUUACCACAACUCAACCGCCUUCAGCUGAUGGCAGACUACUGCAGCACACCAUCACCCUGACACACCUAUCCUAUCGAGCAUGA
Molecule: messenger RNA, 1476 nt
Organism: Sycon ciliatum
Lineage: Eukaryota; Metazoa; Porifera; Calcarea; Leucosolenida; Sycettidae
Exons: 2
Coding region: 1-1476 (491 amino acids)
Biological process (GO): cell adhesion involved in heart morphogenesis; larval heart development
Cellular component (GO): extracellular matrix
Molecular function (GO): catalytic activity
Source: RefSeq, a predicted model, not a curated record